AUGGCGUUGAGAUUGCAUUCAUCUCACAUUUUGGACGGUGAGCGAGAAGAGGAUUUUUCGGAAGACCGCGGGAGCGAUCCCAGCUCCGACGGAGAAGAAGAAGAAGAGACCUGGGACGAUUGGAUGUCGGACUCUCUCGACAAACGGCCUUGCAAGUCCCUAUUCGAAGAUCAUACAUUCGACACCGUACAGGAGGCCACCCUCAAUGACGAGACAAGGCACGGUUUCAGCUUGAAGGCGACAUCUCAAGCACUAGGCCUUGAUCACUACAAACGGAUCCGCCUGAUCAACUGGAUCCGGAAAGAGCAUCCUACACCAGCUGCGGUAGCCGCGCUCACCGGCGCGGAGGCGUUUUUCUCCUCCGAUGAAUAUCUCAAGCCCAGCAUGGAGGACGAUCCGCUCCUCCAGAUCGAGCCCGAUGAUUUGUCAGACUCAGACGACGAGGUCGAUCCCGAGACGGUAGAGCCGCCCAAAGACCUCGACACAGCCGCGCGACGCAUCAGGGCUCUCCGCAAAAAGCUGGAGCAAGCCAAGGAUGGGAUCGCCCACUAUCGCAACUUCGUCAACAAGCGCCUCGACUUGACCGGUAUCGUGGACGAAGCAAAGGCUUCCCCAAGCACGCAUGUUGGAGCCCCUCUGCGCGAUGACGACUCGCACUAUUUCCAGAGUUAUGCGCAGAACGACAUCCAUUCCGUCAUGAUCAACGACAAAGUUCGCACGGCGAGCUACGCUAAGUUCAUCUUGUCGAACCAAGAGGUAUUCAAGGACGCCAUUGUCAUGGACGUUGGAUGCGGAACCAGCAUUCUCUCGCUCUUCGCUGCCAAGGCGGGCGCGAAGCGAGUGUUCUCCGUUGACGCCAGCGACAUAGUAGAGAAGGCGAAAGAGAUCGUCGAGGCGAACAACCUUUCCGACGUCAUCACGGUGAUCCGCGGGAAGGUCGAAGACAUAAAACUCCCGGAGGGCUUCGAGAAGGUCGAUAUAAUCAUCUCGGAAUGGAUGGGGUACGGGCUGUUGUAUGAGUCCAUGCUGGAUUCGGUCCUUCAUGCCCGCGAUCGCUUCCUCCAACCCGAGGGUGUCAUGGCGCCGAGUCAAGCCCAGAUGAUGUUCGCUCUCUGCGAAGCUAGUGAGCUGUUCAAGGAACGCAUCGGCUUCUGGUCAGACGUCUACGGGUUCGAUCUUUCCGCGAUGGGCAAAAACGUCUACGAGGAAGCAAUCGUAGACGUCGUUGGCCCUCGGACCGUCGUCAGUGAGCCCGUGGUCGUGAAGGACCUCUUCCUCGGCACCAUCACGCCCAAGCAGCUGGACUUCUCGGCCCCGUUCAAGCUCGUCUCCACCUCCGAACGCCGCAUCAAAGUUCACGCCUUCGUCCUCUACUUUGACACCUUCUUCACCUCCACCGGCGAGCCCCUACCGUCCGACACUCCCGUGCACGUCAUCCAGGAAAGCGACCCGAUCCUUGCAGAGGUCUGGCCCCUCGGUGGGCGCGCGUACCAAGCGCGACGCAUGUCGACUGGCGAUCCACUCAAGGGCAAGGGCCGGCCGAAGGUGACGAGCUUCAGCACCGGACCGGCGUCGGUCCCAACGCAUUGGAAGCAGACGAUCUUCUUCUUCCGGGAGCCGGUGAGCGUCGCGGAAGGGACGGUCGUCGAGGGCGUUUUCAAGUGCCGGAAGAACGCGGACAACUCGCGCGAGCUCGACGUCGAGAUCCAUUACUCCGUGCGGGAGCCUGAAGACCCGGCGCCGUCCGGGGAACUUUUGGUGCAGAUGUACAAGGUGCGGUAG
Epithele typhae is the source of this 1782-nucleotide messenger RNA. Its product is annotated as protein arginine N-methyltransferase. The record is from RefSeq and is a predicted model, not a curated record. The transcript is spliced from 8 exons. Gene Ontology annotation, cellular component: nucleus. Gene Ontology annotation, molecular function: protein-arginine N-methyltransferase activity. Lineage: Eukaryota; Fungi; Basidiomycota; Agaricomycetes; Polyporales; Epitheliaceae. Gene Ontology annotation, biological process: peptidyl-arginine methylation. The coding region runs from base 1 to 1782 and encodes 593 amino acids.